This is a messenger RNA of Pocillopora verrucosa, 1398 nucleotides long. NCBI's taxonomy places the organism in Eukaryota, Metazoa, Cnidaria, Anthozoa, Scleractinia, Pocilloporidae. The record is from RefSeq and is a predicted model, not a curated record.
AUGGAUGAUGGAAAGAGUGAAACGCUGGUUACGACUGUAAAUGAGAUGCCUGUGAAUGCUGUGGAUAAUGAGAUGACCGAUGAUGGAAAUACGUGCGAGAAUGAGGAUAGGAGUGCUGUCAAUGGUGAAAGCUAUGCGUCGCGUGCAGCACGCACAAUUUCGUUUGUGGAACGACCGCGUCCUACGGCGCCAGCGUCGAACGAGAAUUCGAUGCCACAACGGCCUAAAAGUGCCUUUUUCACGCCGAGCAGAACAACAACUGCAAGGUCUGUUUUUGAUGCUUUGGUUAAUGCUGAUAUCGACCACAGGGAGAUUCAUUGUCUCCAACGCAAAUUAAAUGGUGAAGUUGUCGUCACCUUCAAAACCAUUGCGGCCAAGGAAAAAUUCCUCCGCUUAAAUUCUCUUCAUGUUAAUUCGGAAAAUUACGCCCUUCAGGAUAUCGAUAAACCCUUGACUUUCUUAACCAUCUAUGAUGCGCCUUUCGAGCUCUCGGACCUCGCAAUUAUUAAACGCCUAGCUCCGUUUUGCGAGGUCCUCCAUUAUCGACGGGGAAAACAUUCCCUCGCACCAAAUAUCUAUAACGGGUUGCGACACUAUCGCGUUCGCGUAAUUAAGCCUAUUCCCAAUUACUUGCGGUUCGGCAAAUAUCAAAUUUAUAUUAAAUACAGUGGCCGAAUUCCUACUUGCCGAAAGUGUAACCUCCCUGGGCAUUUCAGCAAUGUAUGCCCGAAUAAAAUUUGCUUUAAUUGUGAGAACAUCGGCCAUGAAGCCCGAGAUUGCCAUUUGCCGACUCUCUGCUGUAUAUGUAAAGAGGAAGGACAUCGCGGCAUCGGCUGCGAUUAUUCCUGGGUUUUUCCUUGCACCAGAGGCAUUCCUACAGAUGAGAACAGCGAUGUGGCUAUUGAAUCAUCAGACGACGGCAUGAGUGAGUACGGCCGGGACGAGGAUUACGCGUCGCUCGUCUCUGUCCCACCCGCAUCGAACGAAACCAUCGAAGAACCAACAUCUGUUCCAGCUGAUGUCGACCCGCCUUCUACUGCUACACUCUUGCCUUCUUCUUCUGACGAUUCUCCGUCCCCUAAUAUUCUAGAUUCUCAAGGCCUUUUAAUUCCUUGUGAAGCCCCGCCGAAACCACCUCCCCGUCGAUUGCCUACCUGUCUUUCUUCUCUUUCUGAUUCCCUUGCUGUUUGUACUCGAAAACCGACUUCGCCCGCUCUUGUAUCUGGAAAACCUCGUUCUUCGUCGCCUGAUCCGCCUGCCUCUUCAUCUGCUCCUCUUCUGCCCGAAUCUCAGGAAUCCGACAUGGAAACUGUGAUGGACUUAAAGAGGAAAUCUUCGGAUUCCUCGCCGAAACGCUCUAAGAAAGGGAAGAGUAGAACUAAGAAAGCUCCCAAGUAA